AGUCGCCUGCGCAAGGCAUUGUGGGACACAAACAAAGUGCCCCCCAAACAGGCAGGAGUGAGCGGAGCAACGACAGCGGCGGCGGCGCCGGGGCCCCGCACGCGCCGCGACCGCCUCCCCCCCUUCCCUAACCUCCCCCUCCCCCCUCCCCUCAUUCCUCCCCCCUUCCCCUUCCCCACCCCGUCGGGAGAACGUGAGGCGCCUCCACACUCCCCCAACCGCCAACCGCCCCCCAACGGCCGCUCGCGCGAGCGCGCCGCCGCGGCUCUCCCGUUCCCUCUCCCGCCGACGCCGUCUUGAGGGGGUGGCUCGCUCAUUUUAGCCGCCUUUCCGCCCACCUCCAAGACAGCUUGGCCGCCGCCGCCAUGCCCGAGCCGCAGGCUCUCCACGGGCCUAGGCGCGGCGGCCCGAGAUAGGGUCCCCUCCGCCGCCGCCCGGGGGAGGAGAGAGGGAGAGCGAGCCAGCCGCGCGCUCCGCCCCCUCCCCCUGGGGCUGUCGCUGCCGCCGCCACCGCCUCCGUCGGGCGGGGAGGAGGAGGAGGCGGAGGACGAGGACCAGGCCGCCUGGCCCAAGCACCGGCGUCGUCACCUUCCCCCACAGGACAUUUCUGAUUCAUUUGCAUCACUGAAGAGCAUCUGUAGAAGAGGAAGGAAAAGAUGGGUGUGAAAACAUUUACUCAUAGUUCCCCUUCCCACAGCCAGGAGAUGCUUGGAAAGUUAAAUAUGCUUCGAAAUGAUGGACAUUUCUGUGAUAUCACUAUUCGUGUCCAGGACAAAAUCUUUCGGGCUCACAAGGUGGUACUGGCAGCUUGCAGUGAUUUCUUUCGCACCAAACUUGUUGGCCAAGCAGAGGAUGACAGCAAGAAUGUAUUGGAUUUGCAUCAUGUAACAGUCACUGGAUUUAUACCCCUUUUGGAGUAUGCUUAUACAGCAACUCUGUCAAUUAACACAGAAAAUAUUAUUGAUGUCCUGGCUGCAGCCAGCUAUAUGCAAAUGUUUAGUGUUGCCAGCACCUGCUCAGAGUUCAUGAAAUCAAGCAUUUUAUGGAAUACACCCAACAACCAACAAGAAAAGGGCCUAGAUGCUGGGCAAGAAAACAGUUCUAACUGCAAUUUUACUUCUCGAGAUGGUAGUCUUUCUCCAGUGUCUUCAGAAUGCAGUGUGGUAGAAAGGACCAUUCCUGUCUGCCGAGAGUCCCGGAGAAAGCGUAAAAGCUACAUAGUUAUGUCUCCUGAAAGUCCACUUAAGUGUAGCACACAGACAAGUUCUCCCCAAGUGCUAAAUUCUUCAGCUUCCUAUUCAGAGCCUAGAAAUCAACCAGUUGACUCUUCCUUAUCUUUUCCCUGGACUUUUCCAUUUGGAAUUGAUCGAAGGCUUCAGUCAGAGAAGGUUAAGCAGGUAGAAAAUCCCAGGACUUUAGAACUACCAGGCCCAUCUGAGGCAGCUAGAAGAAUGACUGAUUAUAUGACAUGUGAGAGUACAAAGGCUAAUUUGCCUCUGGUUACUGAAGAAGAUGUACGGGUCAAAGUGGAAAGGUUAAGUGAUGAGGAAGUUCAUGAGGAAGUGUCCCAGCCUGUCAGUGCAUCUCAGAGUUCCCUGAGUGAUCAGCAGACAGUGCCAGGAAGUGAGCAAAUUCAGGAGGAUCUUCUAAUUAGUCCCCAGUCUUCCUCUAUAGGGUCAGUAGAUGAAGGAGUCACUGAAGGACUACCUACACUUCAGAGCACCUCCAGCACUAAUACUCAUGCAGAUGAUGAAGAUCGAUUGGAAAAUGUUCAGUACCCCUACCAACUCUACAUUGCUCCUUCUACCAGCAGCACAGAACGACCAAGUCCAAAUGGUCCAGAUAGGCCUUUUCAGUGUCCAACUUGUGGGGUCCGAUUCACCCGCAUUCAGAACCUUAAGCAGCACAUGCUUAUCCACUCAGGCAUUAAACCAUUUCAGUGUGACCGCUGUGGGAAAAAGUUCACCCGGGCUUACUCGCUAAAGAUGCAUCGCCUAAAGCACGAAGGUAAACGCUGUUUCCGGUGCCAGAUAUGUAGUGCCACUUUCACUUCCUUCGGGGAAUAUAAACACCACAUGCGGGUUUCCCGGCACAUUAUCCGCAAGCCUCGGAUUUACGAGUGCAAAACUUGUGGCGCCAUGUUCACCAACUCUGGAAAUUUAAUCGUGCACCUGAGGAGUCUGAACCAUGAAGCGUCAGAGCUAGCAAACUACUUCCAGAGCAGUGAUUUCCUAGUACCGGACUACUUAAACCAGGAGCAAGAAGAGACUCUUGUUCAGUACGAACUUGGAGAACACAGUUUUGAAAGCAAUUCCUCUGUCCAAAUGCCUGUCAUUUCACAGGUCUCAUCAACUCAGAAUUGUGAAAGCACUUUUCCUUUGGGGUCUCUCAGUGGUCUGACAGAAAAGGAGGAAGAAAUGCCAGAGCAGCCAAAGACCAGUGCCAGUAGUGAGACAAUUAGAGAUGACCCCCCAAAAUUGGAGCUGUCUUCAAUUACUAUUGAAUAAUUUUAUGGUUUGGCUUCAUUUUUAUUUGAUUUUUAGAAAGUGCCUGUGCUUGGUCCUGUACAUUUUUUAAUUUAAUUUUUUAAAAGAUGAAAGGAUAUAAUGGGGAGAAAUCCUUUAUACUUUAUUAGCUAUGCUUUAAACAGAAAACUGCAACAGAUGUCACAUUUUUUCAUGACAAAGAGAUCUCUCUUAAGACUAAGUGUACAAUAAGAUCAUGUCCAAGAAGCUGUCAUACACUUAAGGAAAACUGACAUAAAACACAUAACAAUUUCUUCUUAUGCCAUUAGUGUAGGUUGUCUCUUUCUUCUCUUCAGGCUAUUGGGUAAAGAAGAAAUCAGAAGACUUUUAAUCUGACUAAAAUGCAAAUAUAUGCCAGAAAUAAAUUACUGUACAGACCUAUGUCCUAAGUAGAAACAUAUCCCUCUACUCAGGACCUUGAACAAUAUUUUGUAGAGCCUGCUGUUUUCUUGAAGUGUUUACAGUAAAGCUUUUCUUCUCAAAUUAUUAUGGUAAAUAUUUCUGAAACUAAACAAAAAUUUUUGAGGCUUUGUCUUUUUUUUUUGAUGACAUUUAAUGAGUAGAUUGUUGUUGGGAGAGGCACUCUAUCUACCCUUAAUAUUUCACCAUUAUAGAACACUCCUCCAGAUACAUUUUUUUGCUUAUGUUGAGGUUAGCAAGAAAGUGUGAUUUAAAAAAAUUUUUUUUUUUUAAGUUAAGCUGUGGACUUGGAAAUUGAGAACAUCAGCAAUGAGAAUAAUAUACAUCCUGUCCUAACAGGAGCCAGUCUACCCAUCUUCAUGUUAUAAUUUUUUGGCUGAAAACUUGUUUGCCUGAGCUAUGAACAUUUGGCAAGAUGGUCUAUUGUCCAAGCCCAUUUUCUUUUUGCCCCAUCUGCAGUUAUAUUUUAUUUUACAAAUACUGACCCUAUUAUAGCAAAAUUUACUAAAGGAAAAAUAUUGGAGUCUUUUGUUUAUAUAUAUGUAUGUUUGCUGUAGGGGAUUUUUGUUCUGCUUGGGACAAAAUAAGGAAUUUUCUGUAGAGGCCAAGUUCUUAACCCAACAAGGGGUUGUUUACAAAAAGUUUAUAUGACAGUGAUAAAUUUUCCAUUUUCCAAAAUAUUUUAAACUAAUGCCAAGUUUAUUAAAGACAGCAGUUACUAGAGCUUAUAAAAACAGUGCAAGCAAUAAAAAUAAAAAGUUCAUCUUUCCAUCUUUAGAAUGGGCUCAAUUGGAACUGAUGUUUGAGAUUCAUGAAGGUGUCUGCACCAGAUAUGACAAGUACCAAGUUAGGGAUAACAGUAACAUUAGAGCCUUAGAUUUUAGUGGGUAUUCUUCAUGCUGCUAUGGUGUUCAACUCUCUGAAUAAGAGUUGAACCCUCUGUGAUGCUUGUGAUUAUGUUCUGUAGCACAUCUAGUGCCAUUAAAAGCAUCACUGAUCUUGAGCCUCCAAAGAAAAUAUAUGUUGACUCCAUGGGUUAUGAAAUCAGAAGUUAUCUUUUAUUUCUCUACAUGACUACCUAAAGCAAAUUAUAAAAACAUUUGGGUGGAAUAUGAAAAGAGAGUGCAUAAAUAGUAACUUGAUUAAAACAAAAUAUUUGCAUUGUUGUCAAGUGCUGGGCAGUACUUGUAGAGUUCUUUUUAAUGGAAACAUGCUAAUUUCAUUGGACUAGUUUCCAUUUCAAAAAUGGAAUAAUUCAGUAGCUCAAUUUAAUCAAAUUUUGGGUUGUUUAUCUUUCCUUUCUUUAUGAAGAUAGAAAUAUUCUAAGUUAGAUUAUAAAUUAUAUUUCUUUAUAAUAGAACUUAGUUUGUUCUAAGAGAUUUUUUUUUACUUUUUUUCUAAGAGAUUUUAACAUCAAAUGUUUUCUAAUUUUUACAAAUACAAAAAUGGGCAAAGUUAACUUAUGCAGAUUUUUCUUAGAAUAAAGGUACUUGCUCAGUCUUUUUCAAAGUGUUCUUACCUCAUCUUCCAAUCUUGCUUCCACUUCCCUACCUUACUUCCAUGAAACAGUUAUUGCUCAUUUUGUUCCCAAAUACAGGGCUUUUUCUGUAAGCUUUUCAGGAAGUUAAGUUGUAUACCACCAGUCACACUUAUUUACUGAUUGGGUUGAUUUACUUUUUACAGUGGUUUGUGAUCUUUCUAAAAUAGUGAUUCAUCCUAAUUUUAAUGUACUAUCCCACCUUUUUGUUUCAUAAUAAAUGAAACUUAAAGUUUUAGAUUUAAUCCUUGCUUGUUAAAGGCAAGAAAGUGGGCCUUCCUUCAUCCUUUUCCCCCAUCUAGAAAAUCAAGAAAUUAAUAGUGUUCCCAUUUCUUUGAAUAGGGAAAAGUGAGGAAGAAGAAUCUUUAAAGACUAUGAAGUGUUCUUUUCUACCUUCUUUUUGCCAUUCUAGUAUCUCUUCCCUUUUAUUUAAUGUCUAUUGCACAGCUACAGUGGGGGAAAGCAGUUUUCAGGGUAAAGGGAAGAAGUGAGAAUUAAAUAUUUCCAUCCAAGGUCCUGUCACUCACAUCCUGUAAACCAAACAGUAAGGUAAGAGAGGGCCAUACAGUAUUGCUCUCAAUGCAUCCUGGCUAUAUUCUGAAUGUGAGAUGUGCAACAUCAGCUACUCUCCACAAAUGGAAAUUUCAGGUGUCUAGAUUUCCAAGUUUGUCUAAUGUGUGACAGCAGCAUCUUAAGCUUACCAAAUUCCUUAUUUCUGCAUAUCCCUUCCCCACCCCAAUCAACAUGUAUAUUAGCAAGUAUUUUGUGUGAGACUUAUUUAAAUGAAAUCCCUAGUUGGGGGGGGGGGGGCAGAGGUAGUUUAUUUCUCUGAAAUACAUUUAAUACAAGGAUAUUUGACUUAUAUGUCUUUUAAGAAACUAAGCUAUAGAAUUAUUGCAAGUAGUAUUUAAUUAUGUUUCUAAUUCCUCUAAAAAAGACUUGAAAACAAUUUUUGUAGGAGAGCAUAUAAAAUGGAUGAAAUACCAGUGCUUAUUUUGUUUUCCCCCAGAUAUUAUCACCACAAUACCUAAGCAUCUGAAUAUUUGUAUUUAGGUUAUUUAAUAUUGCUAGCUUUUUUAUGUCCCCAAAAACAGUAUUGUGCUUUAAAGGGCUUAAAAGUUUUAGGAUGUAUGAUGAACUGCCUUUUUUUAAACUAAGGGUUUUAUAUAAAAAAGGCCUUUAUUUUCAAUCUUUUAAGUACUAGACAAUUCUAAUGAACUUUAAAAAUGAGCAAAUGUGCUCAUAACUAACCCCUUGAUGCUAAGUGUCACAGCUUCAUUAGAUCCUUCAAUCUGUUCAUUCCAUUAGCCCCUACGCAUAACAAGUAUUAGUCAGUCCUUUAGAUCUAGUCCAUGGAAAGCAUUACAGUCACAUUAAAAUCACCAGUGUUCUUCUUUCCAGUAUUUAAAUUGCAAAUCUAUGUUGAAAAGGGGAUAUAUCUAAAUCAGAAGGGGGAGGAAUUGGCAUUUUGUUUCUGUGUUUUGUGAUUUAUUUUUUUAUAAGAGGUGAUAGAUGGGGGGGGGUUGAUGGUGUUAAAUUUAAGACAAAUAUAUUUAAUCACAUCCAGUUUUUAAAGUUUUCAAAUGUUAUGAGUCAAAGUACAUAAGUUGACUUAAAGGGAUUAAAUGUUCAGUUGGUUAACCAAAGCUUAUUCAGUCUUACACUUUAUUAUAUAAAUGUGUUUUGAGUUCCCUUCUGAUUUACAGUAAACAUAUGUAUCCUUUAGUUCUUUUUAAAAAACCAGAAACCCAUUAUUUUGCUAAAAUUGUUUUCAAUAAGUUAAAUCUCAUAGAAUGUUUAGCAAACCUAAUCACUCUACUAGAUUAUACCACCUGAGCCAAAUUCUUCUAGUACAUAUACAUGCUUGACUAGAAGGAACUCCUUAUAAACUAAUUUAGUUUUUUCAGUCUGCUAGUAUUAAAUUAUUUCUUUACUAAGACUAAGACCUUUUUUUAAUAUUUUAUUUGGUCAUUUCCAAGCAUUAUUCAUUGGAGACAAAGAUAAUUUUCUCCCCCCCCCCCCCCAACAUUUACUAAGAUUUUUUGUUGAGCUAAAAGUAUAGUAACCAAAGCUAUAGAAAGAUCUUGUUUAUUGGUUCUCAUGUUGAAGAUUUUUUUAUAAUGCUUUGGUUCUUUAUAACCAGUCCCCAAAAAAGUAAUUAUAUACAGUAUGAUUCAAUAACUAUUCUGCAUUCAUGGUAACACAUAAAGAAAUUUAUCCUUAACUGAAGAGUUUUAUGGCUUAACUAUGAAGAAUUUAGGAUGCGGUUAAAAACCAGCGUUUUUACUUCUCUGUCUUGCUUCCAAAAACAAUUUCCUUUGUCAAUAACAUAUACUCGCCCUACCUAAUAUGAGUGUAGUUAAAUCAUUUUUCAAAUUACAUGGAUUUAAGAGUGAAAUUAUUUGAAAGGAAAAAAUAUCAAAAUGACAUUUCCAUUUAUGAUUAUUGAUGUAAAACUGAAAUACUACAGAUUUUGACCAUUAGUUUGAGAAAAUAAUGAAAAACUUAGUUUCCUUAAGUAGUAAAAUGAAAUUAGGAAAAUGGUAUUAUGGAAUGUACUCAGAGUGGUUUAUAAAGCUAUGGAUAGUCCCAUUAAAUUAAAUUAAGUCAUUAAAUUGGGCCUCCAUUAGUCUUAUACCUAUAUUCCUUCUUUUGAUUUCAAAAUUGUCUUAAUAGUGUGGCAAUUUAUUCAUAUUUGCUUAGGAUUUCCCCCGAUCAGCCUGUGAUUUUUAGUAGUCAGUAAUAAAACAUGUUAUUUUGAAUUAACUAUUCAUUGAAACAAUAUCACAACCAACAAAGAAGCACCUCUGAUAGUUGAAAACAUUUUACUUUUGAUACAGCCAAGGCUCCAAGUUACUUGAGCCUACAAAUUGUUUUGGGGAUAAAUGUUAAAAGUAAUCUUUUUUUCUUUUUCCUUCAACCUACCAAUUCCUUUUUACAUUCAAACUAAAAGUCACUGCAUUUUUCUAUUUUGUAAUAAACUGAUGCUCUUAGAUACAUUUAUUGUAUCAUAAUGAAUAGUUUUGUGAUAGAAAAAAUGCUGACUCAUAACAGAAUUGUUUGUGAAAGUGAAAUUCUUAAAACAGAAAAAAUUUUACUACCUUAUACACUGAAUUCUCCAGAGAUAUGUCCAUGAUGCUUAUAAAUAGUAAUGUAUUUGUAGCUCCCAUCCAUAUAAUGUUGCUGAGAUACAUAAUUCAGACUGACAGGUGAGAUUGUCAUAACAAGUUUCAUUUCAUGCCUCAGUAACCAAGCUCCCCUCUCUUUAGGUUCCAAGUUGGAUCUACUUUAUACCAAAUUUCACUCUAUAGCAAAUACUGUUAUAGUGAGGUUCUAGUGUAUAUAAUAGUUUAUAGAGAGCUUAGGAUUUCAGACAACUGAUUGCAAAUGUAAUUUUUUUUAUUCAUACUUUUUUAAAAAAUACUUUUUUAAUCAUUUGAUUUUGAAGUGCCUAAUUUCAAACAGAUUCUUCAGUUGUUGACUCUCCCUUUUAAUUUGACUGAACUUAUUGAUUAAGCCUCUAGUCCUGAUUUUAUCUAUGAUUUCUUGACAUAUUAUCACUUUGUUCAUUCAAUUUUAGUUCUGUGAUUCACAAAAUUCCUUGGUUUUCUAGACACAUCAAUUUCUAAAUUUCUUAACUAUAGCUAAAUUUUAUAAUGCAAUUUAAGGAAACCUUUUCACGCCUGAGUUAAAAAUCAGUUUCUGGACAAGUUAAAAAUCUCAUUGAUGAAUGCUCACAUACCAAAGUACAUCUGCUGAGGGACAAAUAGUUCUUCCCUGCUUCGAGGGAACACUAAUUAUCUCCCUCUUGAUGUACAUUAAGUUCUUAUUAGCAUUAGUAGAAACUAUGUUCAUUUUAAGAGAAGCCUGUCUCUAGACCCCCAGAAGCAGCUACUUCUUAUAGCAAAAAUCUCUGUUGUUAAAUUAUAAAUGUUGUGUUUCCUUAGGUGACUUAUUCUGAUUAUCAAUUUUAAUUCUCAUGUUGGCAAAUGCUAUCUUAACGUCUCUCAUACUGAGAGGAUAGCAGAGUUUUGAAAAUUGCACUGCUUUUCAACUUUCUCGUGCCUGAUAUGAAUGACAUCAGGUAUUUGGAAGAAAAAAGGCCACGAACUUUGUUCAUUUUUUUUCCUAACAAGUAAUGACUUCCAAUGCUUAUUACAAGAAAUUUUGAAAUAUUGUUUUAAACUUAUUUUUAAAACCCCUGUGAUCUCCCAAAACUUGGGUUUCGUCUAAGUUUCCAAGAGUAUUUAAUUUCUCUGGUUUCUGGUGCCUCGUGGCGCAUCAGACAUUGCCUGCCUCUUUUUAGGGCAACUUUGUGGCACCUUAUAUCCAACUUGGAGGAUAGUAUAUGUCCCAAUUGCACAUAUACCAUCUUUUCAAAAGCCAUUUUGUAAAAGUCCUAAGUAACCUAUUUUAAUAUUUAAAUAUAUAUAUUUGUGAAAGAUACUUUUAGAAUGCACCCCUUUUUUUUAAAAUUUAAAAUUCUCAUUUUUUUAGAAUAAAAUGAACUUUCCAAGACUUCCUAAUUGUCUUUCUAUAGCAACAUAAAAAGAUAGUCAAAUUGAGGUCAAAGGCCAUAACCUAACUAUCAUAGAAGAAAUCUGUGGUGGUGAAUGCAAAAUACUAUGAAAAGCAAUGACCCAUAAUGAGAUACAUGAAGGAAACAAUUCAUGAUUUUAAUGCAAGAGAACUAGAUUUUUAUAUAAAAACGUGCUUUCAUUUCUAUGAUUUCAUAUUUGCUGCCAUAGUAGCUCAGUAUUUUACAGAACUUAACAGGUUUGGCCCCACCAAAAAAAUAAAAACAAACUAGAGCACUUGCUCAUGCCACCAGUAUAGAUGAAAUCUAUGCCCCACUGUCUUCCGGAUGGGUGACUGUUUUGUUUAAUUGAUGCAUGCUUAAAUAUUUUGCCUAUAUCCCUGGCAACAAGGAAAUAAGGGGUGGUUUUCUUAUCCCUGUCAUUUUAUAACUUUUUGGGCACUGGCAAUUUGUGAAACCCUUUAAGAUAGAAUAUUGCUGGAAGGAAAAAUGUGAAUUGAAUUAUGUUGGAGGGUAUUGUGUAUUCUUCCAUUCCUGCCCCCCCUCUUUUCCCUAGCAACAGUAAAAUGUUUAACUGUGCCAGUCUCCAAUCACCAGCUCUAUAAUCCAAUUAGCAUCUCAUUCAAAUAUAACUUCUUUUGGUGACAGUGGCCACAGCUAAGUUACUUGGCAUGUUUGACUUUCAACAGCAUAAAUGGUUUUUGUUUUACUUUUGUUUAAUGUAUACAAUGUUUAAAAAUUCACAUUUUAUAUACUAGUAUCUGGCAAUUAGUAUUUUUCAGGAACCAUAGUUCUUGGUGGCUAUAUAUGUGUACAUAUAUAUAUAUAUAUAUUUUUGUGACUUUUGUAAACUAAGUGCCGUUUGAACGUUACAAUCAUUUUUAGAGUUAUUGUAAUCAAUGUGAAUAUCAUGUUUUUUCAAAUCUGUUCUGAGCCUGUAGUGUUUGCUUUGUGAUCUUAUGUGUACUGUAUAUAUUCUGUAUAGUAACAUUGUACUGAAAUACUAGCUUGUUUGAUAUAAGGAGAAUAUGUAUUGAGUACUUUUUGCUAGCUUGGUUGUUUAAUCUUUAAAGAAAAGUUUUAAAAUACAAAAAAAAAAUUCUCUAAACUGGUCCUUAUUGAGGUCCAAAAUUGAGGUGCAGUUGGGCAGAAAGGGCAGGGAAACACUAGUUUUGAGUGUCUUUGGUUAGAAACAUGAGGCUAAGAUUUUUUCAUUAAAAUAUAUUAUUAAUGUUU
Messenger RNA from Monodelphis domestica (gray short-tailed opossum), 10255 nucleotides. RefSeq names its product zinc finger and BTB domain containing 44 (gene ZBTB44). Gene Ontology annotation, biological process: regulation of transcription by RNA polymerase II. Gene Ontology annotation, molecular function: protein binding; RNA polymerase II cis-regulatory region sequence-specific DNA binding; DNA-binding transcription factor activity, RNA polymerase II-specific. The record is from RefSeq and is a predicted model, not a curated record. Lineage: Eukaryota; Metazoa; Chordata; Mammalia; Didelphimorphia; Didelphidae.